Molecule: messenger RNA, 799 nt
Organism: Eremomyces bilateralis CBS 781.70
Lineage: Eukaryota; Fungi; Ascomycota; Dothideomycetes; Eremomycetales; Eremomycetaceae
Product: EF-hand
Exons: 5
Coding region: 125-544 (139 amino acids)
Biological process (GO): mitotic actomyosin contractile ring assembly
Cellular component (GO): myosin II complex
Molecular function (GO): calcium ion binding
Source: RefSeq, a predicted model, not a curated record
CAGCUACAUUUACAAUUACCUUUUGAUACCAGCAACCAAACCCCAAGAACUUAAGCUACCCCAAUUCUCACUAUAAAGGUCGAUUCAAUCCACACACUGAGAUUUCAUCCCGAAUAUAUCCAAGAUGGCAUCAACCAACUACAAAGAAGCCUUCGCCCUCUUCGACAAGCGCGGCAACGGCCGCGUGGCCCUCGAUUCCCUCGGCGACCUCCUCCGCGCAUGCGGGCAGAACCCCACGCUCGCUGAGAUUGCAGACCUCGAGAAGACCGCAGGUGGUGACUUUGACUUCGACACCUUCCUCCGGAUCUUGAAUCGGCCGGGCGGGUUCCGCGACCCGGGCGACCCGGAGGAGUAUUGCCGUGGCUUUCAGGUGUUUGAUAAGGAUAUGACGGGAUUUAUUGGCGUUGGGCAGCUGCGAUACAUUCUCACGAAUCUCGGCGAGAAGAUGACGGACGAGGAAGUUGACGAGUUGCUACGGGGAGUCGAUACCGCUAAUGGCGAGAUUGACUAUAGAGAGAUCGUACGGAGAAUCCUCGCGAAUUAGGAGUGGGAUGGAUUACAUGGCGCAUAGCUCUCGGUUCAAUUCUUCGUCUACCGGUAGGCGUGGUGGGAUUAGACAAAUGCGAUGCGGGAUGAUGGCAAUGGCGUUGUUGAUUGAUUUGGGUGGAUAGGUAUUUCGUAUGAGAGCAAUCGAACUUUAUGGCUUGUUCUUGUAGUGCCAAUUGGUACAUCAUCCAUGCCCGGAAGUUUAUAUAUGCCUUUCGUUACCGGUUCUUCCUAUUUGAGAGUUUCGGCGCCA